Messenger RNA from Dinoponera quadriceps, 3336 nucleotides. It is a transcript of the gene mino, whose product is annotated as glycerol-3-phosphate acyltransferase 1, mitochondrial. The coding region runs from base 397 to 2979 and encodes 860 amino acids. Lineage: Eukaryota; Metazoa; Arthropoda; Insecta; Hymenoptera; Formicidae. The transcript has 13 exons. Gene Ontology annotation, cellular component: mitochondrial membrane. The record is from RefSeq and is a predicted model, not a curated record.
GGCGGAAUGUAGUCUGCCAGUGAUUAUUUAACGUAUUGCAGUAUAAAAUCAACGUUAUUCGACGUCAGAUCGUGACGUGUCAUCGUAUCGAGAAUUCGGUAUAGUCGGUCUUCUUUUUUUUUCCUCUCUUCCCACUCCUCUCUUGUCAUUGAAGACGAUCCAUGGAUCUCUGUCGCGCGAUCGAUAGCGUCCGUUUCGCGCUGACAAUCCGCGACCUGAUGCACAUUCCGCCACCUGCAACGAUUGUAAUUCUGCUGUGACGCUGAUAUCAUUCAUCCGUCGACCAUGAGAGCGAUCAUGGCAAUAAGUAGCACCUGAUUUGAUGUCAGCAUAGUGCACAGGACAAGAAUUUUGUCAUUCCCCGUCGAACUGCGAGAAAGCGCCGAAAAGUCGGGAAUGGAUGGUCUCGUCGAGAUUUUUCUUUUUUGCGGGGUGCUCUGUUACUUCUUCAAUUUCAGACCCAAUAAUAUGGUGGAUGUUCUUUCUACACGCCUUCAAGAGGUGUAUGCCAAAUGGGAAACUAGAACAGAUAUAACACGAAAUGCAAAACCAACGACCACUCGAUUCUCAUUAGAUGGUCUCCGGAGAGCUGGAGAACAGUUCCAGAGAAGGAAGAUCCACGAAAAGGAACAGUCGCGAAAGAUACGUCAGAGUUCAUUGUUCAAAAUCAAAGAGACUGAACCUAUGACGCCUACGAUGAAGCAAAAAACCUCAUUUUUACGCUACUGCUGUUAUACUUGUACUCCUACUUCCAGAGAUUCAUUAGUAAGCGCCGUGACUAAACAGCAGCGGCAGCAAUUCGGUUUGAAUAUAUUAGUGGUGAAAUCAGGUUCUACAUUUUUCUCAAAAGUAUUCAAUUAUGUAUCACAAGUCUCUAACUUCAAGAGAUUCGAUUAUCCAAUGGUCACACAAACAGUACUGAAUAAUGAAAAAUUGAAAGAAGUUAUCAAUUUAUCUGCUUGUGAGAUAGCUAACAAUGAGAAUUGUAACGAGAAGAAAGCACUUGCAAAGGCAAAAAUCAAAGCCAAAAACAUAUUACUGCAGAUGGAAAGCAGAUGUAGUGACAUCCUUCUUAAGAUAGUCGCAUGGCUGCUGUAUAAAUUACUUCCUAGUUUCAUACAAUCGGCCAUCGUCUUACCUUCUCAAGUAGAAUUACUGAAGAAGACAAAUGACACUGGCCUACCGCUUGUGUUUUUGCCCUUACAUCGCAGUCAUUUGGAUUAUAUAAUGAUCAGUUUCAUUAUGGUCGUAAAUAAUAUGAGGAAUCCGUUAAUUGCGGCUGGGGACAAUUUGAGAAUCCCGUUUUUCGGGUGGCUUUUAAGAGGUCUGGGUGCCUUUUUCAUCAAACGUCGUAUGGAUGCAGUGAUAGGACGUAAAGAUAUUCUUUAUCGCACAAUUCUUCAAACAUACAUCAUGGAGAGUUUACGGGCUGGACACAACAUGGAACUUUUCGUGGAAGGUGGCCGCACUCGAACUGGCAAGCCUUGUAUGCCGAAAGGUGGUAUUUUGAGCGUCAUUAUUGAUGCGUACAUGGAGGGUACCAUUGAAGAUGCAUUGUUGAUACCUGUAGCAAUGAAUUAUGAACGAUUAGUAGAUGGAAAUUUUGUUCGAGAACAAUUAGGGCAACCGAAAAAAAUGGAAACUUUUGCAUCGACGAUCAAGGCCAUGUGGUCGACUUUAAGAGGUCAUUAUGGUAUCGUCAAGAUUGAUUUCUGCCAACCGUUUUCUCUUAGGGAAAUGGUGAAGACUUUCCAAGCUCAACAGAACAAAGCGAUUAUAAAACCUUUAUCGGAAGGAUCUUUAAAAUCCUCCAUAUCGAGUACGUCUAUUUACGGUACAGACAUCGUUGUCGAGGAGCACCGUCAGUUAGUAGACAGAAUUGCCAGACACAUUGUAUACGAUUCAUCUAAAUCCACGCCCAUCAUGUCAACUAAUGUUGUUGCAUUUUUACUAUUAAGUAGAUUUAGAGACGGUUGUACGUUAGACAAAUUAAUUAAGGCGUUUGAUUUGAUACGACAAGAGUUGGAACGAAGCAACAAGGAUGUGGCGUUUUGUGGAGAGAGCAUUGAUAUUAUUAAACAUGCGCUAGAUAUCUUAGGUCCUGAUUUAGUAACACGACAGCGACAGGAGAUUACAGAUGUGGACGGUCAGUCCGUCGAAUCCAUCAUUGCAAUCCGUCCCAUGUUGACCCUACCAAACGUAAUCGAGCUCUCCUACUAUAGCAACACCAUGUUGGUACACUACGUUAUGGACAGCAUAAUAAUAACUGCUUUGUAUGCUGAAUUGCAAUCUGAGAUUAAUGAUCCAGUCGCAAUUGCCGAAAACAAUAUUACAAUAUAUCAACAUAGUUUGAUCGAACGAGCACUCAAAUUAUGCGACAUUCUGAGGUAUGAGUUUAUUUUCUGCAGACCUUGCCAGGAAUUGAGAGACGUAGUUGUCGAAACGAUACAAAAUUUAUCAUAUACGGGCAUUAUCACUCAGAAAGAGGAAACUUAUCUUGAAGAGGAACUGUGGAGCAAAAGAUAUGCAAAAAGUUUCGACGAUAGUUCAGACGAAGAAUACUAUAGGGAACAGAAAGUUCAAAAAGUUCAAUAUAAACUGAGCUUAAUGCCGGAACACUCCACGCGCAUGGAGUUUCUGCAUACAAUAUUACGGCCAUUAAUCGACACAUACAUAUGCAGUGCCUUUAACUUAAGAAAGUUGGUUGGUCAUUCACUUUGUGAACGAGAUUUCAUUCAGGAAGUGUUGAGUGAAAUCAAAACAAAUUUAGAUACUGGUUCAUUUAGCUAUGGGGAAAGUUUAUGUGUUGAUCCGAUAAAAAAUUCCCUUAAGCUUUUUGAAAAAUGGGACGUCUUGGAGUGUUACAUGCAGGAGAGCCUUAAAAUGUUCUACUUGAAAGAGGAAUAUGAUAAGGACCAAGCAGCAGAAAAUAUAUAUGAAACUGUAGCGGUUUUCAAGUGGACCAGAAACGUGGAUUAAAAACAUGGACUCUUUCUGUGCGACUUUUUCUAAACGAAAAGUCUUUCUGACUGAUCACUAUUGUUUUUGGUUUCAUGGAUUUUCAUUGACACAUAUUUGGCAAAAAGAUUAGCAAAUGAUAUGUAUAUUUUUGUUUUCUUUUUUCCUUUCCCAGUGGCUUAGGGUAGGAUUGGAUAUAUUACACAUAAUUAAUAGCAAUUAUGUAUGUAUAGUACUAUGUAAAUCAUUGUAGAGUAUAUGUAUAUAUAGUACCAUAUGUAAUAUAUGUAUACUCUAUGACAAAUACCACCUGCAUUAUGAACUCUUAUGUUUAUAAGAUUUAUAUGAAUAUAAGAUAAAGGAGAAUAUAUUCUUCUA